AUGCAGAAGAAGGAUUUUCCAGGCGAGCAGUUCUUCGUGGUAUUUGUGAUAAAGCCUGAAGAUUAUGCCUGUGGAGGAUCUUUCUUUAUCCAGGAAAAGGAGAACCAAACCUGGAAUCUACAACGAGCAAAGAACCUUAAAGUGACCAUUGUUCCUUCCAUUAAAGAAACUAUUUAUGUGAAAUCCAUCCUUCUCAGUUUCCUCAUCUUCUUCUCCUUCUACUUGGGAUGCCUGCUUAUUGCGUUUGUUCAUUAUAUCAGAUUUCAAAGAAAAUCCAUUGAUGGAAGCUUUGGUUCCAGUGAUGGCUCUGGAAAUAUGGCGGUGUCACAUCCCAUUGCUGCCAGCACCCCUGAAGGAAGCAAUUAUGGGGCAAUAGAGGAGUCAAGCUCCAGUCCUGGCAGGCAGAUGUCCUCCUCUGAUGGUGGGCAGCCAUGCCAGUCGGACACGGACAGCUCUGUGGAGGAGAGUGACUUCGACACCAUGCCAGACAUUGAGAGUGAUAAGAACAUCAUCCGGACCAAGAUGUUCCUUUACCUGUCAGAUCUGUCCAGGAAGGACCGGAGGAUUGUCAGCAAAAAAUAUAAAAUUUAUUUCUGGAACAUCAUCACCAUUGCUGUGUUUUAUGCACUGCCUGUGAUCCAGUUGGUCAUCACCUACCAGACAGUGGUGAAUGUCACAGGCAAUCAGGACAUCUGCUACUACAACUUCCUCUGUGCUCACCCAUUGGGCGUCCUGAGUGCCUUCAACAACAUUCUCAGUAACCUGGGCCAUGUGCUCCUGGGCUUCCUCUUCCUGCUGAUAGUCUUACGCCGAGACAUUCUCCAUCGCAGAGCCCUAGAAGCCAAGGACAUCUUUGCCAUGGAUUAUGGGAUUCCUAAACACUUUGGUGUUUUCUAUGCUAUGGGCAUCGCGUUGAUGAUGGAAGGAGUGCUCAGUGCUUGUUACCAUGUCUGUCCUAAUUACUCCAACUUCCAAUUUGACACCUCCUUCAUGUACAUGAUCGCCGGCCUCUGCAUGCUGAAGCUCUACCAGACCCGCCACCCAGACAUCAAUGCCAGCGCCUAUGCUGCCUACGCCUCCUUUGCGGUGGUCAUCACGCUCACUGUCCUCGGAGUGGUGUUUGGAAAAAACGACCUGUGGUUCUGGAUCAUCUUCUCCGCAAUCCAUAUCUUGGCAUCUCUAGCCCUUAGCACCCAGAUCUACUACAUGGGUCGUUUCAAGAUAGAUAUGGGGAUUUUCCGAAGGGCCGCUAUGGUGUUCUACACAGACUUCGUCCAGCAGUGCAGCCGGCCUCUGUAUAUGGAUAGAAUGGUGUUGCUCAUCGUGGGGAAUCUGGUUAACUGGUCCUUCGCCCUCUUUGGACUGAUCUAUCGACCCCGGGACUUCGCUUCCUACAUGCUGGGGAUCUUCAUCUGUAACCUGCUGCUCUACCUGGCCUUUUACAUCAUCAUGAAGCUCCGCAGCUCGGAGAAGCUCCUCCCCAUCCCGCUCUUCUGCAUCGUGGCCACGGCUGUGGUGUGGGCCUCCGCUCUGUACUUUUUCUUCCAGAAUCUCAGCAGCUGGGAGGGAACCCCAGCCGAAUCCCGGGAGAAGAACCGGGAGUGUAUCCUGCUCGAUUUCUUUGAUGACCAUGACAUCUGGCACUUCCUCUCUGCCACAGCCCUGUUUUUCUCAUUCUUGGUUUUGUUAACCCUGGAUGAUGACCUGGACGUGGUUCGGAGGGACCAGAUCCCUGUCUUCUGA
Molecule: messenger RNA, 1743 nt
Organism: Puma concolor (puma)
Lineage: Eukaryota; Metazoa; Chordata; Mammalia; Carnivora; Felidae
Source: RefSeq, a predicted model, not a curated record